AAUGAGACGGCAGCGCCGGGAAAUACAGCCGCAGAACAGCAGAGAGCUUAGUGGGAAAAGAAAACUGCAGUGUAUGUGUGUAGUCUUUUCCCCCACUGAUCUAAUCAAUUUAGCGCUUCAUUUUCCCGGCUUGGGCUGGUCCUGCAGUCCGUGCGUGACCACACUCAAGAUCCGACACACCUGGGACCUUCUGCGGAUCCUCAUCUAUAUGGACGGGUGAUAUAUAUUAGCAAAGUGGCAGCAAAGACCUCUAAGUGCAGUAAAAAAAAAAGAUUCCUUCAUAUCUACGACUUGUCCCAGUGCGGCUGAACGGCACAGAAGUUUCCUAACGUUGUAGGCAUCUACGCUGAAGGAGAUCGCUGUGGAUACGAAGGUUAAGCCUGGAUUGCGCCUGGCCUAGCCGUCGACAAUGAAGUGGAACCUGUUCAAAAAGAAGCCGGAAGCCAUGAGGGCCCCGGAGCCCACUGGUGGUACCACCAUGACCGCGGCGCCUCCCCCGGCUGUGCCCACUGCCGCCGACAACUCCACCGGGCCCGGCGGCCCAAUCAACAGGAAGGACUUCUUCGAGGAGAUCAAGAACAAAUUUGUCAACGAAAUCGAUAAGAUACCACUGCCACCGUGGGCCCUCAUCGCCAUCGCCGUGGUGGCGGCUGUCCUCAUCCUCACCUGCUGCUUCUGCAUCGUCAAGAAGUGCUGCUGCAAGAAGAAGAACAAGAAAAAAGGGAAGAAGGGAAAGGGAGACAUAGGGAUGAAGAACAUCAAAGGCGGAGAGAAACUGCAGGACGAUGACGAUGACGACGACGUAGAGACAGGGAUGACUGGGGAUGAGAAGGAGGAGGAGGAGAAGAAGGACGAGAAGCUGGGCAAACUGCAGUACUCGCUGGAUUACGACUUCCAGGAUAACAAGCUGACCGUUGGUAUUCUGCAAGCAGCAGAUCUUAUUUCCAUGGACACUGGAGGCACCUCUGACCCCUAUGUCAAGGUCUUCCUACUGCCCGACAAAAAGAAGAAGUUUGACACCAAAGUGCACAAGAAGACGCUGAACCCUGUCUUCAAUGAGACCUUCAUCUUCAAGGUUCCUUACCAGGAGUUGGGCGGUAAGACCCUGGUCAUGUCAGUGUAUGACUUCGACCGCUUCUCCAAACACGACAUCAUCGGGGAGGUGAAGGUGCCCAUGAACACGGUCGACCUGGGCCAGCCCAUCGAGGAGUGGCGGGACCUGGAGAGUGCAGAGAAGGAGGAGCCCGAGAAGCUGGGCGACAUCUGCAUCUCCCUGCGUUACGUGCCCACGGCCGGCAAGCUCACCAUCUGCAUCCUGGAAGCCAAGAACCUGAAAAAGAUGGAUGUCGGUGGUCUGUCAGAUCCCUACGUGAAGAUCCACCUGCUGCAGAACGGCAAGAGGCUGAAAAAGAAGAAGACCACAGUGAAGAAGAACACCCUGAACCCCUACUAUAACGAGUCCUUCAGCUUCGAGAUCCCUCUGGAGCAGAUGCAGAAAAUUCAGGCCGUCGUCACAGUUCUGGACUACGACAAGAUCGGCAAGAAUGACGCCAUCGGAAAGAUCUUCGUGGGCAGCCAGGCCACGGGUACGGAGCUCCGGCAUUGGUCGGACAUGCUGGCCAACCCACGCCGGCCCAUCGCCCAGUGGCACCCACUCAAGCCCGAGGAGGAAGUCGAUGCCAUCCUAGCUGGCCUGGCCGGCAAAAAGUAACCCCGCCCCCGAUGCGCCCCCCCCAACACGCCACCCUCCCAAUCUGCUAACCAGUUAACCUGACAUUCCACACUGCAUGAGAUUUGUGGAUCAACAGCCACAGCAGCCACAGUCAAAUGAGCGACUAGCGGGAGAUAAACACAUUUUUUUGUUUACGUUGAGUCCGGCAAGCAGGAAGAGGAAGUAACGAUUCCCUUUGAUGUAUUUGUGAUGCAUUCCAUGAUAGCAGGGGGCCGCACUGCGUGCUUUGGGGAGCGGAUCACAUGAUCUUGUCUUUUUCGGCAACGGCGGCGAGCAAGCCAGAGCUUUUUAAAAUAGUCACGCCAGCCCUCCGUCUGAGGGUCCCCCUCUUCAGUAAGCCGCAGGGGCAGCUUCGCUCAGCGCUUGGCCGGCUCAGCUCUCCUGUGUGUACAUCCGUUGUCCGCUACGGGAAGGAUAACAGUGGCAAAUCCCACAGUGCAAUUGGCUGUUAUACCACCAAACAUAUAACGACAUUUCAUUUCAUUUAUUUAGUAGACGCUUUUAUCCAAAGCGACGUACAUUUUCGAGAAAACAGUCCCUGGAACGAUCGUGGGUUAAGGGCCUUACUCAAGGGUCCGGUGAUGACAUCACUCUGCCGAGUCUGGGAUUGGAACCGGCGACCUUCUGGUCACAGACACAGGAGCCACACACUGCCCCAACAUCAAAAUGUACAUCUUUAACAUCAUAUUUUAGGAUGGAGGCACAGUUUCUGUAUAGCACAGUGAAAACCUGAGCAGCACACAGCUAAGAUGACGUGUCCCUUUGACAUCGUCCCAGCAUUAUGGUCCCUCGUCAGGAAUCAGUGUGGUGACACCUCAGCUGAUGUGGCGGGAUACGACCCCAGCGGGGUCACAGUGUUCAAUGAGUCAGAUAUGCACCAUGCAUUCUUGGGGUCAAGAAAAUGGAAAAAAAAUAACAUGAGCGAAACUGCCUCCUGUUCGACCUGCUGUUUGCCCGCAGUAGACUGCAGCUUCUACGUAACAUCUCUGUCUAAGUGAAUACAACCCCGUCGUGACACAUUAAAACCAGCUGAUGGAAAAGGUAUCAAGUCUGUUAGAAGUAUCUCUGACUGAUUAUUUUACUACUUUUAUUACUGAGAUGGGUUCACAGUUAAGACCAUCAGUUUUAACCAGUAUAAAGUUGUAAAACUCCACGGUAAAUGUUGGUGUAAGAAAAGGCCAUUUUGGUACCAGUUUUUCAAUAGAAAGAAUUUAUUACGAUUUUAUGUGUACAAAUUUCAAGGGCAUGUAUUGAAACUGUCGAUGAACACGUAAUAGAAACAAAGUGAAAAUUAAUAUUUCAUAUCUGAUCGGAAAGGUAGCUGAAGAUAUGCGACCAAACUACCAGGACUGGUGAGAAAUAAUGGCUGGUGAUAUGUUCGACCACCCAGUGUUAGUGUGAAUCUAACCUUUCAAACCCCAUGACAUUCAAAUGUUCACUAUACGGAUAUAUUUUAAUGUUAUAUUUAUUUUAUUGAAAGUUAAAAAAAAAAAAGUUUUAUAAGAAGUAAUAUUUUAAUGUUAAGCUGAUUUAUUUGGUAUUGGUUGUUAGGUGGCCAAAGUUACCAGGUGCCUUCAAGAAAGGACAGAGACUAAAUCUGAUAGGUCAGGCAGCUCAUGUGAUCAGCGGAGAAGCAACUACUUUGGACGUCUUUAUAAUCCCUUAUGAGUCUUAACUAUUUUUAGGUUCAUUUUUAGCAUGCAUUGGGGAACUGUGUCUUCCGCAACUGGGUGGAAUGUUGUUCUGAACCUCUUUGUAAAGGCCCAGACUCUAAAGACCCUGCAAACCUGGUUUGCUAGUUGUCUGUCCUACUGCCUGCAGGGUGCCACCUCCUGUUUCACUGUCUGCAGUUCUCCUGGCCUAAGCUUAAGUGGUAAUUCAUUACGUAGUUGUUGAUUUAGUAACAAAAAAAAAGUGUAGCAAGCCUUCAAUACAAAACUGGAAUUAGAAAUAUACCAUUUCAACAGCCAUGGAGUCCUACCAGCGGCCUGGUUGGCUUCGCGUUUUACUUUCACAUUAAAUGUGUCACUCAAGCACUUUAUAAUAAACAAUGGGUUGUAUGUUAGACUCACUUUUAGAAGAAUUUUAAGCUUUAAAAUUUUUGUAGUGGACCGGAUUUUUUUUUCCUAUUUUUUGUUGCUAUUUUUUAUCAUCCAUCGUGACAACAUUUAUACGUUUUGUUUUUAAUUCCUGUUAAAUUUCGAUUCAUUCGAUCAGUACAUAUUUUUGUCAGAUAUGUAUUAAUUCAGGAGGUCCCUGGGGUUCGUAAACCAAGCAAUGCAAGUUCACCGAUGCGUAAGAAAUUAUAAAACAUCGAAAAGGGCAAAAAAUAUAGACUUACCUUCGUCUGUGAAGUCGCAUCACAAAUGCCAGUUUGCAAAAAUGUUUCAUUUUGUAUGUUAUUUGUAAAUUCGAUUCUCUAAAUUUAAUCCAUGAACAAUCUAUAAACAUCCUUUGAUAUUUUCUGCUAUGGUGCUUUUUCCCACCACUCAAAUUACACAUCUGGCCCCCACUGGCUAAAAACAGUCACUGCACUCUACAAACCUAAUUAAAUAUUAGUAUCAAGUAGGAACUAAUCCUAAAAUAAGGUGAUAAUUACGCUAUUUGUAGUACAUGUAGCCUUGGGGACGCUUAACGUGGCCCUGGUGUGACCAGGGGCUUCCUUGCUGACAUUAGCAUCUCCCUUUAAAUUGCACCUUUCAGCUCAUCACAUAUUUACUGUGCAGGUUAGACAAUUUAUGUCCAGUACAUACAGGACACACCACAGCUUCUCAUACUGCAUAUGCCGUAUUAUAAUGUGCUGUAUGCUUUUAUUUCUCUGUCAUCAAAACUUAUACAGUAAGGGUGUGUGUGUGUGUGUGUGUGUGUGUGUGUAUGUAUAUACACAGAGUUCAAGUCAAAAUUCUGGAGACGCCUACUGAGAAUCUUUGUUUUUUAAAAAGAUAACUACCCUAAGCGCAUAACCUCAAGCUUUUGUAAAUUCGUGUGAACAAGGAGCAAGACAGACACCCCCCCCCCCCCGAGAAAUCGGCGAAAAUCUUGAGAUGCUGAACACUUCUCUUGCUCGUAGCAAUAUUGGAUACGCAUUACAUCAUCGCCAUAAGGCCUUUUAUUAUAAGAUGAAUAACAUACCUAAUAUAUAGACUAAUGCAUUAAAAGUGGUUAUGUCCAGACUUUUGACUGGUACUAUGUAUGUAUGCAUGUACGUCCUUUUUUUAGACACACACAUGCGUAUAUAUAUAUACACACAUAUGUGACCCAUCACCACGAAAAGAGUCUUAUGGGUGUAUUUCUACCAGAGCGACUUAAGACUCAUUUCGUGAUGACGGGUAACAUAUAACAUUGGUGUUAUAAACCAGGGGACAGCUUUUGUGUUUUUUUCACCUCAUCCAUCCAUAUCUAAUAACAGGCGUAUCAUAUAUCCGUGUUUGAAGCGCUUCUCACACUACUCCGAGUGAGUGUAGUUCUUUUCAGAGCAGUGUAAUAUCUCUCUAAUAUCUUAAAGAAAAACAACAUUCCUCAAUCGUCGGGACACAAUCGUUGAGAUCAAGGAUCAAGAGACUUUAUUCCUGUUUCUUUUCCGUUCCAAAAUGCGGGGAAACGACACUAAAUAAGGUUGCUACACCAUACAAGCAAUUGAACAAUCCACUGGUGUGUAGUUUUGCCUAUAUAUACAUAAAUCGCAUCUGUUAAUAUUGCAUGUUUCUACGGAAUAUUGUAAAUAGUAGCAUGUUUUAAAGAUGAAGCAAAAAUUUAUUGUGUACUAGCGUGCCAUUUGUCAUUUUAAUAAUAAAGAUGCAUUCACUGUAUAUUUUCUAAACAAAUUCUUGAAUAUUUUCCAUGAAUGGGUUUGGGAAAGAAUGUGAAAUGUAAAUGAUAAAUAAUAAUAUUGUUACUGAUAAUAUAGGUCUACGCCUGAACUACAUAUGAACAGGACUGGUGUUUUUGUGUCGUGUGUGAACUCAUGUAGCCGCAUGCUUGCCGUCUUUUCUGUGGUCAGAAUUUUAUGUUCCGGUUUGUUCUUUACUUUUUAAUAUCCACGUUGAUUUGUCCAUGUAGCGCAGUAUGCGAUGGACAUGCCGCUGUACUUCCUGAUCGGGGCUGGGGUUCCUUGAAGCUGCUGAACAUUUCAGCUCCUGUCAUUUUUCGAUAUAUAUUUUAUUUGUUUGUUUGUUCAAAGCCCUCUAUUGUUCUAAUUACCUUUAUUGUUGCUGUGUUUUGUGUGGGAUACUUGAUUACCUGUGGCACAGGUCACAUCGUACUGCAUCUGACUAAAGUAUACGUUUAUACGUGUGUGUGUCGGGAUUGCUAAUUAACAAAAGCCAUAUGACCUAAGCUCUAACAGCUCUGUAGAGAACGUCAGACGAAUCUAGCUCUGCGACUAGCCUCGGCAUUCUUCUCUCUGCGUACAUCUUGCCUUUCAGUUCAUCACACUUUAUGCAUUCUUUUUUUUUGAUAUUUUUGUGUUUUUAUUUUGAAGCUUUUUCGCUUUUGUACUCUGGGAGUGUCACUUUUUUGCAUUGUGCUUAAAAAGAGAAUGCAAAGAAAUUGCUCAUUUCUUUUCAUUUAUCUUCAUCUCCCGCUGCUUUGUUGAUUUUGAGAAAGAUCGUGUACAUUCUUAAUUGAUGCCAUGGAAGAUGUUAAGUCUCUACAUUUUUGGGCCAUGUGCAAUUUAUAUCCAGUUAUAUCCAGUUCUCUCCAGUUUAUAUCCUAUUUAAACUACUUUAAAGGGCGUUACACUAUACAUUAGGAGUAUAAGUGCAUUUUAUGGAAACUUAAACUAUACCUUUGUUAAUGCCAUAAUAUUUUAUCAUCAGUUACCACUUAAAGGUGACCGUCAUGAACUGUAGCAAAUGAAGUAACUAAUUGGGUUAUAAUGUGCAAGGAUUCCUCUCAAUAACACAGUGUUUCUCAACCUGGUCCUCGGAAACGCCCCCACCCAGACCCCAACAGUCCAUAUUUAUGCUCCCCCCUCCUUCUGGAGGUCCCCGAGGACCAGUUUGAGAAACACCGCAAUAACAUAAGAUGUGAAUAUUUAUAAAUAUUUUUAUUUUACUCAGAUAAAUUCUUCCGCAAAUUAUGAUUAUAGUAAUUGAAUACAUGAUCACAUUUCAUUGAGUGUAACGUAUUUCCGACAGACUUUAAUAUUAGGGGGGUUAUUCAUUCAGGGAACUCCUGGAUGCCCAGAUAAAGGUCAGUGUAUGUUUGGAUACACUGCCCUUUAAGAAAUAGGUUAUGUGAAAGAAACUUCUAAAAAUGAAGACUAUAGGAUUGACAAAGUUGCGUUCGCCAUUCCUGAGAUUAUCACUGAAUAUUAUUAUUAUUAUUAUUUAGAAAACUGUUUUCAUAGCAGUUCAUGUGUAUCUGUGAAACUGCACAAGCUUUCGACUCUCAGCACGGAUGUGAUUUCUGCUGCUUUUCAUUUCCGUCUCCUUUUCACGGGUCAUGAUCACUGUACUUCCAGUUAGGGAUAAACCAAGAGCAUGAUCUCUAUUCAUAUCACUGCAUUUGAUUUACAUGUUUCUGUUUACAUGCACAGGGUGGGGGGGGGAGUUGCCCCACAUCCCCUUUGCAUUAACCUCUGAAUGCAUUGUGAUUGAUCCAUCACUGUUAAGUGUCAAUUUGGGAAUGCAGACCGCAUCAGGUUAAGGUUAAGUUAAGGGGACUCUACACCUUCUGCAAUCUCACACACCACUGAAAGGCUCCGAGGGGCAAAGGAACCAGACCUGCUACCCCUUAGGGGCCUUUGUGGUGGACCAGAGGAUAUGUAUGGCGUCUUGUCCUAAACCUGGUGCGACCCAGCAUGGUGGCACACUCCACGUUUCUUGGCUUCUCCUCGCCCUAAAUCAUGCCUCUUCGCUCCUCGUCCUCCUCCAGCGCCUCCUCGGUGCACAGAACUGUCCCGUACCGCCAUCACUCCCUCACUCCCCUCCCAGAUGUGUCCUCCUGGGUGAAAAGCAAAGGGACAGGGCUCCAUCUUCUGCUUGGUUUUCUUCCCGUCUUCAGUGUCGUGAUGUCAUGUCAGUAAUUGUACCUUCUGUGGAUCGCAUGCUAUCUCCCUGGCGCAGGGACACUUUGCAGAACAUUGCUCCCACAAGCCUGGUAUUACAGAACAUCAGUACGACGGCCAUCUUUGACGAGACUCAAAGGGAACCAAAUAUGAAAUAUCUCAAUAAGAAUUGCCAUGUGUGUUACCAGCUCUGUACUAAACACAUAGGAAAUAAAAGCCUUUUAAUUAC
Molecule: messenger RNA, 7971 nt
Organism: Brienomyrus brachyistius
Lineage: Eukaryota; Metazoa; Chordata; Actinopteri; Osteoglossiformes; Mormyridae
Product: synaptotagmin-2-like
Exons: 10
Coding region: 410-1711 (433 amino acids)
Biological process (GO): regulation of calcium ion-dependent exocytosis; regulation of dopamine secretion; synaptic vesicle endocytosis
Cellular component (GO): axon; dense core granule; synaptic vesicle membrane
Molecular function (GO): syntaxin binding; clathrin binding; phosphatidylserine binding
Source: RefSeq, a predicted model, not a curated record